Messenger RNA from Lingula anatina, 758 nucleotides. Its product is annotated as U6 snRNA-associated Sm-like protein LSm8. Gene Ontology annotation, biological process: mRNA splicing, via spliceosome. The record is from RefSeq and is a predicted model, not a curated record. Gene Ontology annotation, cellular component: U4/U6 x U5 tri-snRNP complex; precatalytic spliceosome; U6 snRNP. Lineage: Eukaryota; Metazoa; Brachiopoda; Lingulata; Lingulida; Lingulidae. Gene Ontology annotation, molecular function: mRNA binding.
UAGAAUCAUACGUUGGGCGUAUCUUUUAUCUUGUGGGAAGUACUUUUUAGUUAUUUUGUGCAAUAGCUACGCAGAAAUAUAUCAUUCGCAGAAUUGUCGUGGUUGUGUGUUCACCUUAACAGUAGCCAGGAACUGUGUCUGUGAUCACAUCAGAUGGCAGAAUGAUAGUGGGGACACUGAAAGGAUUCGAUCAAACAAUCAACCUUAUAUUAGAUGAAAGCCAUGAGAGAGUGUACAGUUCACAGCAGGGAGUGGAGCAAGUGGUAUUAGGCUUGUACAUAAUCAGAGGAGACAAUGUGGCUGUAGUUGGAGAGAUAGACGAUGAAGCGGACAAACAAGUAGACUAUGUUAACAUCAGGGCAGAACCUCUUAACCCAGUACAACAUUGAUACUAAAUUAUCCUAUAAGAUUUACUGAUGUCAUGCUACCUUUUGAGGAGAUCCUUCCGUUUUCUAACGUCACCAUGAAGUUUUAGAAACAAAUUGUUUGACCGUAGCCUGAAAAAUAAGUGGCAGACAAGUGAGAAUAGAUGGAAAGGGUUGUGCCUCAGCGGUAUGAAAUGGAAACAAAAUAAUUAUUGUAGCCUUUGCCUGAUGCAGUGUUCGAGACUCAUAGUGCUACAACAUAUUGGGAUUCUGCCAGUACAGCUAGUAUUCUUUUAAAGAAAUGUUUAGUUUUCAAUUUUUAAUUUUGUCAUAAGUACAGUUGGGUUGCAGCAUUGCACAUAUAUUAAUUGAUCCAGCUUAUGAAAAAAAAAA